AUGGCGAAUCAGGGCCCGUAUAAUUAUUCAUAUAUUUUUAAAUAUAUUAUUAUUGGUGAUAUGGGUGUUGGUAAAAGUUGUCUACUCCAUCAAUUUACAGAGAAAAAGUUUAUGGCUGAUUGUCCACAUACAAUAGGUGUUGAAUUUGGUACACGUAUAAUUGAAGUUAAUGGACAAAAAAUUAAAUUACAAAUCUGGGAUACCGCUGGUCAAGAGCGUUUUCGUGCUGUAACACGAUCAUACUACCGUGGAGCAGCCGGCGCUUUAAUGGUUUAUGAUAUAACUCGACGUGCCACUUAUAAUCAUUUGAGUGGAUGGUUGACUGACGCAAGAAGUUUGACUAAUCCAAAUACAGUUAUUUUUCUUAUAGGUAAUAAAGGUGACUUAGAUGGUCAACGUGAAGUAACUUAUGACGAAGCAAAAAGAUUUGCGGACGAAAAUGAUUUACUAUUUCUUGAAACAUCAGCUAAGACAGGCGAUCAUGUUGAAGAUGCAUUUAUUGAAACAGCAAGAAAAAUUUAUCAAAAUAUACAAGAUGGUUCACUUGAUUUAAAUGCAGCUGAAUCAGGUGUACAACCUAAACCACAAACAUCAACACGUACAGCAAAUGGUGCAAAUGGUUCCGAUGGUAGUGGACAAAGCGGUGAUUCCAAAUGCCAAUGUUAG
Messenger RNA from Rotaria sp. Silwood2, 666 nucleotides. The record is from the annotation of a GenBank genome assembly. Lineage: Eukaryota; Metazoa; Rotifera; Eurotatoria; Philodinida; Philodinidae.